This is a messenger RNA of Penicillium subrubescens, 1374 nucleotides long. RefSeq lists its product as uncharacterized. Bases 1 to 1374 code for a protein of 457 amino acids. NCBI's taxonomy places the organism in Eukaryota, Fungi, Ascomycota, Eurotiomycetes, Eurotiales, Aspergillaceae. The transcript is spliced from 3 exons. The record is from RefSeq and is a predicted model, not a curated record.
AUGAUUUCCUCUCAAAGUCUGCCAGUGGUCGAGAGCCAGGCAUUCGCCUUUUUUCGUGAACACACGCUGCGUGGAAUUCUCGGGUGCUUCGAGUCUUCACACUUGGAAUCGCUAGUACUUCAACUGAGCCUCAAUGAGACAUCCGUUCGCCACGCUGCAGUGGCGAUCGAUAGCUUUAUUGAGCUGACCAAUUCAUUCGCCGUUAAUCAAUAUGUCCAGUCGCUUAAUGAUCUCCGAAAGCGUCUGAAUGGCCCAAAGGAUUUUGAACGCGAACAUAUCGCGUUAGGCAACAGACCGGGAGCUGUGGCACAUCUUCGGAUGGGACUUCGCAUCCUGUUGACAUCGAGUUCUCCUUCAAUUUACUCGAAAUCUAAUGAAGGGAGCUUGUUGUCUUGCAAUGACUCUCGGUCUCGUAUAUCAAACUUUGACAAGCUGGCCGAAAAGUAUGCUAGUUUGGAUUACGAGUCCACGAUGUUCGGAGAACAGAGUCCAAUACUCACACUGGCUUCAUCUCGUGAUAAUAUGGGCCCAAGUCCUGAAGUAUCAAACUAUUUCAUGGAAAUUGAGGAUGCCAGAAAAUCCCUGGGAAUCCUGUCAAAUGCUGUUUACCGCUUGCGCGGCGCGCUACUUCAUCUUGCUGCCAGAGAGAUGGGUAACGAGUCCUAUGGAGACUGGGUCGUUCGCUAUUGCGUAGCCUAUUCGAGUAUACGGACAGUGAACUUAUCCGAGCGCACAUCUUUGUUGCAGCAACAAUCUUGCCUCAAGUUUAGCCUGGAACGUUGGGCUUCCGCUUUUGGAGUGUUUUCUAACAGCCUCGGUCAUCAUAAUGCCCGGCCAUUGAUUGUACUUGAGAUGCAACAUUUUUAUAUCUACUUCUUGAUCUGCACUCUUCGUGACACGCAUGAAGACGCUUGUGAUCUUUUCAACUCUACUUUUCAGCGCAUGGUCGACCUUGGACAUCAAUUUGUCGAUGCUACCAGCAGUAAGCACGCCUCUUCUGGGCCUCAGCUUACUUUCAGACUAGAGUCGGGAAUUAUUCCUUCUCUUUAUCUAGUGGCAAUGAAAUGCCGCAAUAAAAGGAUCCGACAUGAUGCUAUCACUUUGCUUGAUCGAACGCAAUGUCAAGAGGGAAUGUGGGAGGGCAGCUUAGUUGCCCGGUUUGUUGCAGAGGUGGCCAAAAUAGAAGAAAACAAGGCUGGCAUCAGGAACGGAAGAAAUGAUAACCACGCUAUCUACAUUCCCGAGUCUGCACGAUUCAGCGAUGUCGUUGUUGCAAUGUCUGAGACUGCUGGAUAUGGUCGUUUGAUCUGUGCGCGCUAUGCCCAUGAAUCAACGGGUGAGCUGGAGAUCUCAGAGAGAACAUUUCAACUUUGA